Molecule: messenger RNA, 3448 nt
Organism: Acyrthosiphon pisum (pea aphid)
Lineage: Eukaryota; Metazoa; Arthropoda; Insecta; Hemiptera; Aphididae
Exons: 6
Coding region: 1129-3267 (712 amino acids)
Biological process (GO): regulation of transcription by RNA polymerase II
Cellular component (GO): nucleus
Molecular function (GO): protein binding
Source: RefSeq, a predicted model, not a curated record
CCGGGCUCAUCCUUUCCGCUUUGGCGGUGUCACGAUCAUUUUUAAUUCUUCAUCAUGUGUCGGAAAACAUGGACGAACGGGUUCGAACAGUGUUGUUCUGACGUUGAUUUUUGUUUUUUGGCGGAUUACCGGAUCGCCGUUGUCACGUGAAAAAUGGUUAGCCUUGGCGGCCGUCUACCAGACCUUGCGGUUCGUCAUAUGUUUUCCCGCAGCUGCGAUUUUCCCCCCCCGCACGGGUUACUGUCGCGUACGCCAUGCGUUGAUUUUUUUCGAGGGGGGACCCCCCACGCGGUUCUUUUUUUUGGACCCGACUGUCCCUAGUGCCGGCAAACCAAGUCGCUGAGAAGUGAGAAGUAAGAAGUCUUGCGAUCCCCAGCCGUCUGCCAACGGAAAUGUAGUCAAAUUUUAGAUUCUGGCUUCCCUUUUAGGAUUUCUAGAACGAAAGUGAUGGCAUGUGGUUGUUUACGUUUGCCAGUCAAAUAAUGUUCUGAAUUUGAAACUAUACGCAAUCAGUAACGAUAACGACUUGGGCACUUGAAAAACGAUAGUAUUGGGUGUGUUAGGUUCCAUUUGUUUCGUUCGCCGUUGUAAGGUUAAAGUUCUUGCAUCAAUCAGCAUAACGCCACAACGCUGAUAAUAAUUGUUAAUUAAUUACGAUUAGUGUUUACACAGUCAGAGGUAUAAUAUGUACUAACGUUAUCCUCAUUUUUGUCAUGUCAUUUGUCAUUUAAAUCAAAUGCGACAGAAAUGAAUUGGCAACAACCUUAUUCCAAUUUCGUAUAAAGCACCAGCCACCAUUCAUCAAGCACGAAUCACGUUUAGUGCUAAAGUGUUUACUGCAAUAUUGCUUAUUUGCUUAUAUAGUAGAGAAAGUGUUGAUAAAUCCUAUUUGAUAUAUUUUCCAAGUUUGUUUUGUGCCUAUCUUUGUGAUACCUAAUACCCAGUUAGUGGUUACUUAAUCUACUGCAUAAACUGUUUUCUGAUAUAAACAUUAUAAACUUGAUUAGGUACCCAGUGAUUAGUUUUUGUUGUAACUUUUAGCAUGCAAGUAUGCAAUAAUUGUAAGACAAUUUGUUAGCAGCAUUGGAUAGAUACAGUUAUUAUUUACUAGGCUAUCAACUCUUAUCAAUGGGGAAUCCAACACGUUUUAUGGUAUCAUGGGAUGAUCAUUCUACGCAUUUAGUCGCACGUCUGGGAUAUCUUUUGGAACGUCAACAGUUGGUUGAUGUCACUUUGAUGUGUAAUACACACAGUCUCAAAGUUCAUAGAUCAGUUCUCGCAGCUUGCAGUCCAUACUUUGAGCGUGAAUUGGGUAAUCAUCCCAUGAUUGUUCUCAAAGAUAUGAAAUUUAGUGUACUCAAAUCAUUAAUUGAGUUUAUGUAUUGUGGCGAAACAAAUGUUACAGAAGAUAAUUUACAUGCUCUUGUAGAAGCAGCCAAAUUUUUUGAGGUUAAAGGCUUAUCAUCGCUAGCUCAUGAAAGCUUACAAGAUUCUAAGUCUAUAAAACCUCCUUCCCUUGUUUGUACUACAACAGCUCAAACUCGAAUCUGUCAAGUUUCAUCUUCACCAAUUCCAGUUUCACCUAUUGCAACUAAAGUUACAGAAAACGGAAAUUAUUCUUCGUCCGUUUCUGUUAUCGCACGUCUUGGCCAAAAUAAUAAUACAAAUGAAAGGCGGCCUUGUGCUGGUAGGGGUCGUCCUAAAGCUCAUCUUCAGAGCCCAUGUUGUGAACCAUUGGUAAGCAAACCGGCUCCUAUUACUCCACCACAGACAGAAUCCGCCCAAAUACUACUGUCACUUGCAGGAUCUAACCAAUCAUACAUAUCGCCUUCAAAACAUAGAACCAAUGAUAGUAGUAUGGCGACUGUAAAUCAUGAAUUUCCAAUGAGUAACGGUCUAGACAAUAACAAUCCCAAGUUCAGUGAUGACAUAGACCUAAAGUAUAAGCGUAGUAGGAAAAGGCCUGCAGAUUCGGUAGAUGAGAAUAGAUUUGAUGUAAAAAAAUCAAUGCCUAAUGAUAUGAAGACAGAUGAAGAUGUCAAUCGGUCACCAUUAUUAGCUAGCUUACUAACCAAAAAUGAUAAAUCUGAUGAAAAACUUAAAGUGUCAAAACCACAAGAAACACAAACUCAGAGUUCUGAAAGAUACAUAAAUGCAUUAAAAGGCGCCGGUCUUCCAACAGAUAUUCCAAUAUUAAUUGAGAAUGGUGAUGGUAACUACAUCACAUUAACUGAGAAUGUUUAUGAUAUAUUAGCCAAAGAAGAUGCUCUUCAUUUCCAAAUUACUGACAAUAUGAACCUUGCUAAUCUCAAACAACCAGAAGAUAUGGUUAGUAACAUGCAGGAUGUAGCUCAGUCUAAUAUACCAAUAAUAGAUACCAAUAUAGAAGAUCCGAUAUUGAGGAAUAUUAAAAGUCAUAUGCCACCAGACAAUCCAGACGAUGUUGUUCUGUAUAAAGUGGCUGACGAUGGAAACAUAGAAAAGUAUGUUUUGACCACAGAAGACAUAAAAGCAUUCAAAGAGUCUAUGGAUUCAAAUCCUGAAAGAAAAAAGGAUUCUCCACGACUAAGCGUUUCCGAAAUAAAUGUGCCGAUUGAAAACAAAUCAUUGCCGUUGAUAACUAAAAUUUUAGAUUGCGGUAAUGAAAAAUUUUCAGAGGCUCUAUUAGGCAGACUACCCCUCAGAAAAAGAGGGACAUUCAAAAUAAAUAGCACCAGUUCUGAUACUGAUAUGUUGCAACAAAUGAACAAUGUUUGUACGCAGUCUGUUGGUACUGUAGAUACUGACGUUGAGUAUGUUGUUAUAGGAGAAGACAGUGUACAAAUGGACAUAUUGGGUUCUACUAGUAUAAGCAAUAAAAAUGAUUCAUUAAAAAACACUUCUCCUAUAAAAAUUGAGGAGGAUGUGGCGGAAGAGGAAAUGAGUGUUCUAGAAGCAAUGAUGAACAAUACUAUUGAAUUUUCCACUGAAGAUGGUGACUAUCAGAUGCACAGUAGUGAAGAGGUUUUCUCAAAUGAUCAAAAUGACAAUGAGAAAAUGAUAUUGUCCAAUGUCCUCAUGUGCACGGGUGCAGAAAAUUCCAAUUCUCACGUUGGCCUUGACCACUUUGGAUUCAAAACCGAUGACGUGGACAGCCGUAAUGGUGACUGUAAUCAACAAAAAAAAUCCAAAAUGUAUGUAGACUUGGAUAUGACGGGAAAUGAUUUUAUAUCGGAACCUGUCACUGAGGAGGUAGUUCUCUCCAGUGAAUUAAAUCCGAGCUCCUGAAUUUAUUUAUAUAAGGAUAACUUUUUAGUUAUACUUUGAAUAUAGAAUUGUGUAUAUUUUGUAAAAAUUGGGCUGUACAAUAUGACUUCAAAUAUUGAUAUCUGUCAUUGAACUUGUUGGUGAAAAUCUACACAUGCCUAUGUAUAUACUAUACAUAAUCUUAUGUCUAUAUAUAAAUAUA